Messenger RNA from Rhizophagus irregularis DAOM 181602=DAOM 197198, 1635 nucleotides. RefSeq lists its product as uncharacterized. The record is from RefSeq and is a predicted model, not a curated record. Lineage: Eukaryota; Fungi; Glomeromycota; Glomeromycetes; Glomerales; Glomeraceae.
AUGGCAUGCUCAAAGAUAUUUUUAGGAGAUUUACCAGAGUUAAUAAAUGAAAUUAUUCAAUAUUUCCAUCAUGAUUAUAAAACAUUACAUUCAUGUAUAUUAAUUAAUAGAUUAUGGUGUCGUUUAGCAAUUCCUUUAUUAUGGGAAGAUCCAUUUUCAAUUAAAUUUCCUAAAAAUUAUCACUUUAUUGAAAUUUAUUUACAUAAUUUGAAUGAUGAUGAUAAAACAAAAUUAAAUAAAUAUGAAUUUAAUAAUGAUUUAAUUCCUUCAAAUACAUUAUUCAAUUAUCCUAGUUUUAUUCAACAUUUGAAUACACGUAAAAUUAUUAAUUCUAUUAACAAUUGGAAAAGUGCUGUUGGAAUUUCAACAACUAAAGCACGAAACUUUAAAAAAUUUAUUCAUAAUUUACUGUAUCUAAUAUUCAUUGAAAAUAUAGUAAAUUUGCAUAGUUUGGAAGUUGUAUUAUCCACAAGUCAAGAAGAAUAUUUUAAUAAUACUCUUAAUUUAAUUUUACAAAAUCCAAAUCUCUUUCGCAAUAUUAAAAAUUUAAAACUAGAAGAUUUAGGUGCUGAAACUUUAAUAAAACUUUCAACACUUAUCAGCUCUAAUUGCAAUUCAAUUUCAUCACUUUAUUUUGAUCUAAAUAGUUACAAUUAUACUAAAAAUAACAAUCAAAUGAUCGAAAAAUACUUAUCACAAAUUAUCAAUUCUCAAGAAAAUCUUAGAAGGAUUUUAUUUGAUUUUUAUGAGUUUACUUUGUCAUUGUUAUCAUUAAAAAAUUCCAAUUGUUCAAAUACAUUAAACACAAUUGUAUUUUGUUAUGUUGAUUUUAAAAAUAUAAUUGGUUUAAUUGAAAUAUUCAAUCAAUUGAAUGUUUUAGAAUCAAUUCAUAUUAUUUUUUGCAAAUCUCUAGAUACUAAAUUUAUUUCACAAAUUAUUAAUAUUACUAAACCAUUUAAAUUAAAAUCUUUAAUUUUCAAUAAAAUAUUACAAAUUGAAUCAUUAAUAUUGCUAAUACAAAAAUUUGGUAAUAAUAUAGAAGAUUUUGGAUUUAGUGGAAUAAAGGAAUCACAACAAUUACCUCAAUUACUUGAAUCAGUUAUAAUAUAUUGUUGCAAAAUUAAAUUUUUAUAUUUACCUGGUGAGCUAAAUAGUCAGAAUAUUAAUUUAUUAUUCAAUUUAAUUGAAAAUAUUAAACAGAAUCUUAAUUACCUUUUAAUUGAUACUUAUGAUAGUCAUUUGAGUUCAAUUAUAUUACAAAAUUUAGGACAAAUUCUUCCCUUUAAAUUAGAAUAUUUGAAAUUGAGUCUUGUAAUUAAUACAAGUGAUUUCGAAACAUUUUUAAAGAAUUCACAAAAUAUUUUUAUUAAAAAAUUGGUAAUUACCAACAAUAGAAUAAAAGACGAAAUUGAAGAUAUUUUCCCUUAUAUAAAGGAAUAUAUUAUAAAAAAGAAAAGAGUUAAAUAUUUGGCUAUUAGAGAAAUUAGUACUUGUAUCAUGGAUUGUGAUAGUUUGUUUUCUCUGAAAGAUAAAGUAGAUAUAUUAAAACUAUAUGAUAUUCAAGUUUUAGAUUAUCAUAGUUUAUAUAUUAGUAAUGUUGGGAAAUUUAUUUAUGAUAACAAAUAUUUUUAUUAA